GGUGGGCUUAGAAAACGGUGCCAUUGCUCGCAAAGAAAGCGGAUACGGUUUCUUCCGCAGCAAGAGUUGCGAUAGUAGACUUUCACCCCGUUAUUGAUUGGUUGGCAAAGGCCGAUAUUGGCCGUGUGUUCGCGACGUCAGCGCCGAAAAAGCGAAAGCUUGCGCAAGAAAGAGAGAGAGGCAACCAGGUGCACUGCGGCGAACGUGUCGGAACGAGACAGCGCACGGCUAGACGGCAAGUCGGAAAAAUGUCUACCAACGGAGGCGAAACGUUCGUGGUGCUUCCGCCGUGCACUGAGUCCUCCCGGAAGCAGAUUAUCUUCGGGCGUAAUGGUACCGGAUCGGGCGACGAUGUGAGCGAGGUUGUCUACGUGCCUGCCGACGCCGGCAGCGAGCCAGUGUCCUUGCCGAAUGGCUGUGAAAUCGAGGGAGCGACCAGCUACGCGGUGAUCCUCAAUAAACCGGCUGGCAGCUGGGGAGCUGAGAGUGGGUCCAACGAGAAAGCGGUCACUAUAGGACUUUCGUACAGCGGCGGAGCCACCCAGGAGGGCAAAGUGUCCGCCCUAGAUUUGGUACGUCUGGGACUGGAGCGUAGCGAGAGUGCGUCCGGUGCGAUCGACACGAUGGUGGGGCUAGUGGAAAAGUAUGGCAGUGAGGACCGGAACGCACUGAAGGCAGCGUUCGUGAUUUGUGAUCCGGAGGCCGUAUGGCUGCUGAAUGUGGCAGGACACUUUUGGGCGGCGAAACAGGUCCAAGAGACGAGCAUAGCGCUGGCAGCGAGUGGCUUCACGAUCGGAAGCCCGUUCGAUCGUAGCACGGAAGGGUUAGCUGACGGUGCAAAGGAUGCCGGUGCGUGGGACGGGUCGGGUGAGUUUAGUUUUAGUGCAGCAUUCGGAGGUAGUCCGGAUGACGCAACCACGCGAUCGUGGCCCGCAAACGAACCGGGUGCCGAGGGAGCUUUCGGGUUAAAGCAAAUGUUUGAAUGUUUACGAGCGAACGGCUCAUCGACCGGUUCCAGUCAGGUGUCGGUGUUAACCGGAGACGGUGAGUUGCCGUGCCACUGGUUCACUGCUACACCGCUGGCCGAAGAAUCCGUUUUUAAGCCGUUCAUAUUUACCGCGGGCGCCAAAAUUUCGCCCCUCACACGAGUGCCGGACGGUGAAACGCAAACGCUACUCCACCGUCUGCACAGCAACCGGAAGUGGGAAGCAGUCGGAAGUCUGCUUAGCUCGCUGGAGGACACGUGCGUGGAUGAAGUGAACCGGUUCUUGGGCGAACACUCGGGCGAACCGAGUCAGGAACUGGAUGAACUGAUGAAAGACUGCGUCGAGGCGGAAGUUAAGUUCUACCGUUAGAAAGAGUUAGGCUGUAAACGAUCGAACGGUUGACCGCAUCAGCACAAAUUGACAAUGGCACGAUAUUUUGACAAACCAAACGGUGGGGUGGAAGGAUGCGUACUAUUUUCUGUCUGUGUUUCAGACAAAAAAAAGAAUUCGCCGGGAUUCGGAGCCGCCAAUGGACAAGCGGUUUGCAACGUACCGCUAAGGGCCGAAUGGUUCGGCUGAGACCACAUUUCUCCAUGGAUACCCCGAGAACCCAGGAUGGAAUGGAAUUCUUUUUCAUGUGAUCUUAUUUUUCGUUUGUUCGUAAUGUCCCCGUGUGUGUGUUUUGUGUGGAUCGUUUGUGUUUAUGUAUAUUUUACACGCUUAAGCAGUUCCUUGUUUCUUUGCAGAUCUCUAAGGUUAAGAACGGCACAUACUUUUGUUAACUUUCUCAUAGCAUUAAGAAGAAACGGAAGCAGCGGUGGACAUGAUAUUAUCUCUCUCGAUUGCGUAGAUUAACUUGAUCUUUUCGAUUUUUUGACCUCGUAGGACUAAAAUGAAUUCUAAAGUAUCAGCUUCUUCCACACACAAAUAACUGCUAGCAAUAGUUUGACAAAGUCGAUUUCAUAAGAUUUCCUUUAGAACGACAUUAUUCGUAUUUUUUACCAUUUUUAAUGUUGAUUUCAUCGCUUCGCUUUCGAUGUAUUCUCGCCAUUUAUGUUGGCUGUAUUGUGAUCUUUCACGAAAGUAUUCCAAGUGAUCCGUAUACUGUUUGGUCUGUUUUGCAUUUGUUUACGAAAAUGAAAUUAAUUCUUUUUGGCUUGUUUUCUGGGAAAAAUAGCGUUUAUCAUCCAGUACCGAGUUUCUCAUUCCAGUGAUAAGUUAUAAAGUAUACAACGUACUGCAUUCCUUCGAACGGAGAACAGGCAUUUUUUGUCACACUCACUACGGAAAUGACGAUAAAUCUCUCCCAUUAACCGACACGUAGACGAACGGGAAAGCCGUAAGUUAUCCUAUACGUAUUAUAUCCAAACAUUGAUAGAAGCAACAAAAGGCUUGGCAGAAUAAUAGUAAUACCGCAAAGCUGCAGGCUCUCGAAAGCAUAACCAACCAUUACAAUAUUGUAACCCAAUGUUGGGGCUGGGCGCGUUGGCGAACACGAUCAAUAGAGAACAAUAACGACUGGUAGGAAACGCAACGCACGGACCGCCGGUCCGCGCAACCGGUUUUGCUUGGAACCCGCCCAAAUCGGGAAAACAAAUACAAACCUCCCCAACAAAGCACCCAUUUAUCUUCAUUAUUUAAGCUGCCUGCUGUGGACGGUGAUCGUGCGAAGCAACAAGAUCGUCUUCAUAAUGAACCAAAUAAUAAUAAUACUAGUAA
Messenger RNA from Anopheles cruzii, 2705 nucleotides. Its product is annotated as secernin-3. NCBI's taxonomy places the organism in Eukaryota, Metazoa, Arthropoda, Insecta, Diptera, Culicidae. The transcript has 2 exons. Gene Ontology annotation, molecular function: cysteine-type exopeptidase activity; dipeptidase activity. Bases 249 to 1355 code for a protein of 368 amino acids. The record is from RefSeq and is a predicted model, not a curated record. Gene Ontology annotation, biological process: proteolysis.